ACUAAUACGGAGCAUUUGACCUUCUAAUCUCUACAGCUGAAUCUCCUGAUACCAGGAUUAAGAAAGAGUGCCUUCAGAACCAAUAUGUAGCAAAUGGGUAUAACACCGCUGAAGCUCCUCCCUUGGUUCAACGCUUGCAUGUUUUAAGGAUCCUUGUCGCCUCAGCAGUGAAUUGUUCUUGUGAACUUCAGAAACAGGUUUCAUGUGGUGCUUGCUAAACGUUGAGUCACCAUGAGUAGUAAUCUAGGAAAAGAAAAGGACUGUAAAGAGAAGGAUCCAAAAGUCCCAUCGUCAAAAGAAAGGGAGAAGGAGGCCAAAGCCUCUGGAGGAUUUGGGAAAGAGAGCAAAGAAAAGGAGCCUAAGACCAAAGGGAAAGAUGCCAAAGAUGGAAAGAAGGACUCCAGUAGCACGCAGCCUGGGGUAGCUUUUUCAGUGGACAAUACGAUAAAGAGACCUAAUCCAGCCACAGGUACCCGCAAAAAAUCCAGCAAUGCUGAAGUGAUCAAAGAGCUAAAUAAAUGCCGGGAAGAGAAUUCAAUGCGCUUGGACUUGUCCAAGAGGUCUAUACACAUGCUUCCAUCAGCUAUCAAAGAGCUAACGCAGUUAACAGAACUUUAUUUAUACAGUAACAAACUGCAGUCCCUACCGGCAGAGGUGGGCUGUCUUGUGAACCUGAUGACACUGGCCCUGAGUGAAAACUCACUUACCAGUUUGCCUGACUCUCUUGAUAACUUGAAGAAACUGCGCAUGCUUGACCUGCGGCAUAACAAACUUAGAGAAAUCCCUUCGGUGGUGUAUAGGCUAAGCUCUCUCGCCACUCUUUACCUACGCUUUAAUCGUAUAACUACUGUGGAAAAGGAUAUCAAAAACUUGUCAAAACUCACCAUGCUUAGCAUACGAGAGAACAAAAUCAAGCAACUACCUGCUGAAAUUGGUGAGUUGUGUAACCUCAUAACGCUGGAUGUAGCGCACAAUCAGCUCGAACAUCUUCCAGAAGAGAUUGGAAGCUGCACACAGAUCACCAACCUUGACUUGCAGCACAAUGAGCUCUUGGACCUACCCGAAACUAUAGGAAAUCUGUCCAGUCUAAGUCGUCUUGGCCUGAGGUACAAUAGGCUGUCAGCAAUUCCGAAGUCUUUAGCAAAAUGCAGUGAACUCGAUGAACUGAACCUGGAGAACAACAACAUUUCUACUUUACCAGAGGGUCUUUUAUCCAGCCUUGUCAAACUGACUAGUUUAACGCUGGCCAGGAACUGCUUCCAGUCCUAUCCCGUGGGUGGCCCGUCCCAGUUCUCCACAAUCUACUCUCUCAAUAUGGAGCACAACCGCAUCAAUAAAAUCCCCUUUGGAAUUUUCUCUAGAGCUAAAGUAUUAAGUAAGCUGAACAUGAAGGACAAUCAGCUGACCUCUCUCCCCUUGGACUUCGGGACUUGGACUAGCAUGGUAGAACUGAACUUAGCGACUAAUCAGCUCACAAAAAUCCCUGAGGAUGUAUCUGGGCUUGUUUCUCUUGAGGUUCUUAUCUUGUCAAACAAUCUACUAAAGAAACUUCCUCACGGAAUUGGAAAUCUACGGAAACUCCGAGAGCUAGAUCUAGAGGAGAACAAACUGGAAUCCUUGCCAAAUGAAAUAGCUUACCUCAAGGAUCUGCAGAAAUUGGUUCUGACUAAUAAUCAGUUGACCACCCUUCCCAGAGGUAUCGGUCACCUUACCAAUCUGACGCACCUUGGGCUUGGAGAGAAUCUUCUCACACACCUUCCUGAGGAAAUUGGUACACUGGAGAAUCUGGAAGAACUGUAUUUGAAUGACAACCCCAAUCUGCACAGCCUUCCCUUUGAGCUGGCUCUUUGCAGCAAACUGUCAAUAAUGAGUAUUGAGAACUGCCCGCUCAGCCACCUUCCACCUCAGAUUGUUGCAGGAGGACCCUCCUUCAUCAUUCAGUUCCUAAAAAUGCAGGGACCAUAUCGUGCCAUGGUCUGAUGCUAAUCGGAUUGUCCAAUACACUGUACAAAAUACAAACUGCAUUAAUGUUGUAAUUGUCUGUAUAUGUAUAUAUAAUA
This is a messenger RNA of Egretta garzetta (little egret), 2060 nucleotides long. It is a transcript of the gene SHOC2, whose product is annotated as SHOC2 leucine rich repeat scaffold protein. The transcript has 8 exons. Bases 232 to 1980 code for a protein of 582 amino acids. The record is from RefSeq and is a predicted model, not a curated record. Gene Ontology annotation, molecular function: protein binding. NCBI's taxonomy places the organism in Eukaryota, Metazoa, Chordata, Aves, Pelecaniformes, Ardeidae.